Benincasa hispida (wax gourd) is the source of this 1016-nucleotide messenger RNA. RefSeq names its product WRKY DNA-binding protein 71 (gene WRKY71). The record is from RefSeq and is a predicted model, not a curated record. Gene Ontology annotation, molecular function: DNA-binding transcription factor activity; sequence-specific DNA binding. Lineage: Eukaryota; Viridiplantae; Streptophyta; Magnoliopsida; Cucurbitales; Cucurbitaceae. Gene Ontology annotation, biological process: regulation of DNA-templated transcription.
GACUGAACGAAACCCAUAGCUUCUUCUUCUUGUUUUUCUGGUGUUGGUUGCAUUAAACGUCGUCGUCUCCGAGAUUGAUUCAAUGUCAGACGAAAUGUUUAAAGAUCUAUUUUAUGGUGGGAUGGAUGAGUACGAGUCUUUAGUUAGAGCUUUUGGGGUAACAUCGGAUUAUUCGAAUAAUAAUCAUGAAAUUUCGGGGACUCCCAUGAAUUCUUCUGGUUCCUUGUCGUCUUCUGAUGCUGGAGCUGAUCAGGAGGACGAUUCUGUGAAAGAGAAGGAUAAACAGAUCAACAAAGAUCAUAUGGAAGAUGGAGGAGAGAGUUCUAAGGCAGCUGGAUCAGGUAAAUCAUCAAAGAAGAAAGGAGAGAAGAAAGAGAGAGAAGCGAGAGUUGCUUUCAUGACGAAGAGCGAGGUUGAUCAUCUUGAAGAUGGAUACAGAUGGAGAAAGUAUGGACAAAAGGCUGUCAAGAACAGUGCUUAUCCUAGGAGCUAUUACAGAUGUACGACUCAGAAAUGUGGAGUGAAAAAACGAGUAGAGAGAUCCUUCGAAGAUCCAUCUAUUGUAAUUACGACUUACGAAGGUCAACACAACCACCCAAUCCCGGCGACACUAAGGGGAAACCUGUCGGCGGCGAGCGGUGCCUUUCAGCCGUCCAUGCUGGCACCAAUGCCGGUGGUUGGCGGCGUCGGAUUUCUCCCUGCAGAACUAUUGAGCAAUGCUUCCAGCAACAACAACCAGGCCGUCGGUGGCAGCGCAUCCAUUUAUUCACAUAGCAAUUUCGACUAUACUUAUAAUGGGCGGCAGUCGGAAUUUGGGCUUCUGCAGGAUAUUUUUCCGGCUCCAUCGUCGUUCUUCAACAGACAGCCGUGAGUUAAUAAUAAAGCCCUUUAUGAUCUAUUAAUUUACAUAAAAAUCCCCACCGGAGAUUUUGAUCACAAUCUCUUGUAUACUGUAAAUAUGGUUUUAUUAUACGGUUAAUGGGUGGGAUAAAUUACAUUACAUUAUAUUGCAUAGA